This is a messenger RNA of Fusarium venenatum, 1182 nucleotides long. The record is from RefSeq and is a predicted model, not a curated record. NCBI's taxonomy places the organism in Eukaryota, Fungi, Ascomycota, Sordariomycetes, Hypocreales, Nectriaceae.
AUGACUCUGACAAAAGCCUUUCCACCGCCUCGUGGACAAACUGUGAUAGGAGUGUCAUUCAGUCUCAUCGCAUUCGCAACCGCCAUCAUUGGUUUCAGGAUUUAUCACAGACUGAGGGUUCAGAAAGGAAGGCUUGUUCUCAGCGACUAUUUCAUGAUAUUGGCGCUAUGCGGAGCCAUCACUUGCGCCUCAUUCGAUGUUGUGUUUUGGCAGCGCGAUGUUCUUAGACCAAGAAUGAGUGUCGGAUUCGAAAACUAUAACCCUGGUGAAGAGCUUGUCGAAUACAUUUACAAGUUGUCUUGGGCUAGCGAGAUUCCUUUUUACGCGACCGUUUACCUUUGCAAGGCGAUAUUGUUAGCAUUGUAUUUCCAGAUCUUCCCUCCGUUUAUGGGACGACGUCGUAGAGCACUCUGGGCUACCGUUUAUUACUGCAUUUUGGCUUAUUUCGUGACUUUGUGCAUGCAGCUUUUCUCUUGUAUGCCACUCGAGCGACACUGGGUUAUCAGCCGACCUAUCACUGCGUGCGAUUGGAGAUGGCAGGGAGUCGUCUUCCAAGUCUCUUGGGCAUUGGCAUUUUUAGGCAGUCUUCUCGUUCUCAUUCUUCCGUUCAUGGUCGUACACGACCUUGAUUUGACAAAGAGGGCAAAAAUUGGCCUGUACUUUGUGUCUUUGGUUGGUGUGGUUGACAUUGGCCUUUCUCUUAUCCGCUUCCUGAAUGUUGAGCUUGGCGAUGGUACCGAGUUCCGAUCGUUCAGCACUAUUGAAUUCUGGAGCGCUCUCGACGUCAAUAUUGGCCUCAUCACCGCCUGCCUCCCUGCCCUCAGAAUCCUUCUUGGCCGUACCAGAACACCCGAUACAUACACAUUCGAAGAAGCUAAGACCGCUCGCUCUUCUCGUGCUAUGGAGCAUCGCGAGCUUGAAGAGGUUGAAGGUUCCACAUACCUCGGCGUCAACAACAGUGUUGGUCCAUCACGCUCGAACAGGGCUUCGAUGUACAGCGACAAGGGUCAAAUGAGUCCUAUCAAGAUGCUUGAGCCUAAGCCUGAGCGUAAACCCGAGCGUAAGCCGCCUGGACCUGCGUGGAAGGAUUAUGAAGGAGAGGACAGUGAUCUAGAGUUGGAGAACAUCAAUGUUGAGGCUCUCAAUAGAGACCAGGCGCAAUCGUACUGGUCGGUUCCUUAA